AUGACAGCUACCGCUACUUUGUCUACGGCACCACAAGUUGACGGAACUGAAACCAAGGAGCCCGUCGACGCUUAUACAGUGGGCUGGGAAUUUGUCCAGCAAUACUAUACAUUCCUCAACAAGGAUCCAGCAAAACUACACCGCUUUUAUAACAAGAAGAGUACAUUCACUUUUGGAAGUGAGUGUGAAGUCGUAAAGACAAAACAUGGACAACAGGAAAUUCACCAACGAAUAUUGGAAUUGGGCUUCCACGAUUGUCAGGUCAAGAUUUCAAAUAUAGACAGUCAAUUGUCAAAUGCAGGUGUAUUGGUACAUGUAUUAGGUGAAAUGUCAAACAGGGGUGAAGCUUCACACAAGUUUGCACAAACGUUCUUUUUGGCUGAACAAACACACGGAUACUAUGUAUUGAACGACAUCUUCCGCUUCCUGAAGGAAGAGGUUGAAAUGGAAUAUGAUGAAGGAAACCCAACUUAUGCAGAUGGCGAUGAUGCUCAUCAUCAAACACAUGAACAAGCAACAAACCAAUAUGGUAUGACUAGCCCUCUUCCUCGUGCAGGUGGACUAUCUCCUGCACCUCCUCCGAUGAUGGCUCGCGCUCCAUCACCCACUCGUACUGCUCAACCAGCUCCACAAGCCAACCAUGGCAAUACUCAUGGGAAUGCAAUGUCUCAUGCUGCCGAUCAUCAUGCCGCUGAAGAGGUAUACCAAGUAGAACCAGAAAACUGGGAACCAACAGCCGCCAUUAAGGAAGUAAAACAGUCUCCAGCUCAACCAAUCGCCAUAGUUCGUGAAGCUCCAGCUGUAUCGCACCCUAUCGCACCGGUAGCAACAGCACCGGUAGUAGCAACGUCUUCUGUCCCAUCUCCAUCUGCCGUCUCAGCCCCAGCAGUAGUACCCCCAGUAGCGAUAGUAUCACCAGUAGUUCCAUCACCCGUUGCCUCUCCCCAGCAAAAACCUCAUGUACCUCAUACAACCGCAUCCCAUGUAUCAACCAUCGCAACUUCUCAUAUAUCUGUACAAACGUCCCCUGAACAACCCCAACGAGGAGCAGCACCAGUAUCACAACAACCUACUCCAAUUCAAUUAACUCAACCAUCCUCAACACAAGCAGCUCCCCCAGCUCAACAACCUACACCCCCACCAAAUGUAGCAAAAGCACCUGUUAAAAAUGAGCCUGCCAAACCAAAGACAUGGGCUACUCUGGCUGCAACUCCCGCUGCUCUUCCUGCAGUCACGUCUCCAACUAGGGCUCAAGGUGCUCCCAGUGGCAGUGUGAAUGGUACUAGGCCAGGGUCGCCCGUAGCUCAAGCACCACCACCACCACCACAACAGCAGCAACAACAACAGCAGCAGCAAAAGCAACCUGCUCGUCCUCAGUCACGAGAAUCCGCAACAGAUCAACGAAGGAGUGUUAGUAGUGGAACUGAAAAUGGCAAGAAAUUCCCUGUCGCCACAGUUGAAAAUGAAAAGAACUCGAUUUAUGUCAAGAAUGUUAUCCCGACUAUUACAAAAGAUAUCAUUAGGGACACUUUCUCAAAAGUUGGAGUCAUUAAACAUAUGGACGUUGUUCCCACAAAGGGUAUCGCCUUUGUGGAAUUCGCAACUCCUGAAUCAGUCAAAAAGGCCGUCGAACAGAAUUUAUUCUCUACACGUGGUACUGAUGGCCAAAUGGUUAAUAUGAUUGCGGAACGGCGAAGACCAUAUCCUAUUUACCCUCAGCAGAAUCAAGCCCGUAGUACAAAUGGAAAUGACGGAUCACACCAACAACAACAAUCAGGAUCUAGUUCUCGUCAACUCCAACAACCUCAGCAACAACAACAACAACAACCCCAAAAAGCGGUCAGUGGUAGUGUUGGUGGCCAAAAUCAAGGUCAAGGCCAACAAAAUAAAGCACCCAAGAGUAAGAAGAGUGGUAAUGCAUAG
Messenger RNA from Synchytrium microbalum, 1923 nucleotides. RefSeq lists its product as uncharacterized. Bases 1 to 1923 code for a protein of 640 amino acids. The transcript is spliced from 6 exons. Gene Ontology annotation, cellular component: cytosol; ribonucleoprotein complex. The record is from RefSeq and is a predicted model, not a curated record. Lineage: Eukaryota; Fungi; Chytridiomycota; Chytridiomycetes; Synchytriales; Synchytriaceae. Gene Ontology annotation, molecular function: mRNA binding.